AUGUCAGCUAAAAGCCACGUAAGAAUCUGGUGUGUUGGGUCGUCUAUCAUGAAAAAGGCCGCCACUUAUGCCCGUACAAGGCCUGGUGGCUUAAACCUUGGAUUAGAUUGGUGGAAUAUGAAUAUUUGGUGGCAGGGUUAGAGUGGUCUUAAAUUCGAAGUCCUUGAACUAAAGCGGACAUUCCUACUUACAAUAGAAUCAACAACACCAGAUAUACAUCAUCUUUCUGAUAUUGGUAACAGUAUAUUCAUUAAUACACUUCAAGGUGCUUUGUAGCAUUUUUACUUGGCUAAUGGAAAUGUUUAUCCAUUUCAAUAUUUGGUGUUUGUAUGGAGAAAAUGUAAUUCAUGA
Molecule: messenger RNA, 351 nt
Organism: Patella vulgata (common limpet)
Lineage: Eukaryota; Metazoa; Mollusca; Gastropoda; Patellidae
Exons: 2
Source: RefSeq, a predicted model, not a curated record